CCGGCAACGGCUCCCGGCGGGCAGCGGCGGCGGCGGCGCAUUAAAACAAAAUGUCAUCGUCAUCCUCGUCUUUACCUGUACAUAACUGUACUGCUCCUUUAUUGGACUUUGAUCUUCAGGAAAAGUAUCUUCUUCCUCAUGCUACUGAGUUAAACAGUAAAAACCUUGACACUUUGAUGCAGAAAUUAAGUGAAAACGAAACCCGAAACACUAAUCUCAGGAGAAAAAUACUUGAAAGGGAGAAACAUGUUAAAGAACUUUCAUCCAGACUUCAGCUUGAAAAAGUCAAUGUACAGAAAGAAGGCCACCUGUCAAGAUCAGUAAAGGCAGUACAAGCUCACCUACAGUGUCAGAUUCAAAGAAAAGAAGUGGAAAAUUAUAAACUAAAAGUGAAAAUACAGACUCUAGAAGAGAAAAUAGCAAAGUGGAAACUUCAAGUUUGUGAAUGCAAGCGUCAGAUGCUAGCCUUAAGGGAAACAAGUAAGCAAAAGAAGACAACUCUGAAAAAAGCAAUCAGGUCCCAGAAACAAAGAGCUGAAUGCUUUGAAGCAGCUGUGGAAAAUUUAACCUCCAGAAUAAGAGAACGUGAAGUCAAACUGUCUGAGAUACUGUCAGCUUCUGAUGUCUGGAAAAGCCAGCAUGGUAGAAUGGUUGAAGGAAAGAUGACAUUAGAAAUUCAAAUAGAAGAUCUGAAGAAGCAGAUCACGAGCCUUUUGGAAGACCUGAAAAAAAAGGAGGAAUGGAGAAGAAGCUCAGAUGAGGAAAUUCUUGGAAAGCUAAAUUCUGUUAACUCUGAAAAUGAAAAGAUUUACCUUGAAAAUGAAAAAUUAAAGGUUUACCUUGCUACAUUGGAAAACAGUGCUGUUUCUGUUGAAAAUGAGCUGCUAAAUCUGCAAGAAAAGGCAAAGCUGCAGAAAAACCUUGUUGAGCAGUACAAAAAUCAGGUACAAAAAUUACAAACAGCAGUAGAAGAAUUGAAAUCCAGAUGUGGAACAGUCUUAAAUGAAAACAAAAGAAUAACAGAAACCAAAUGCUUAGAAGUAGAUAAGGUGAGGGACAAAACAGAGUUAAAGGAGUUAGAACAAGUUUGUGACUUGCUGAAAGCAGCUGAGGAGAAGCAACAAGCAUAUCAGGAAAAUCUCAUAUCCUGGGAAAGGAUCCAUACACAGAAAUGCAAAACCCUUAAGGAGCUGCAGGUUCAGGCAUCUUCAACUAGAAAUGAAUUGUCAUUUUCACAUGAGGAAGACAGUGUAACUUCCAUGAGCAGUCAUUUCUUAGAAGAAGAAAACCAUAACAUUCAGAAGAAAUACGAAGAUCUUAAAAGGCAAUUAGAAAAGAUGGAAUUUCAAAAUGAAGAACUUGCGUGUCAGCUCAAAAAAGAAGAUGAGAAUCUUCAGUGCAGUAAAUUGCAUCUUGAAGAGAAAAUUGCAGAAUACAAUGGAUUAACCAGACAACUGGAAUCUGCUUUAGAAGAAGGGAGAAAAAUGAUAGCUGAAGAACUGGAAAAAAUGUCAUACAAAGAACAAGCCCUUCAGACAAAAAUAUUAGUUCUUGAAACUGAAGUGAGAGAAGGGCAAGAAGAGAAAAAACAGCUCCUUUGCAUAUUUCACCGUAAUGAAAAGCACCAUGAAGUAUGUUUGAAAGAGCUGGAGAACAGCCUGCAGAAGUCAGAGAACAAGAACCACAGCAUCCAGAAUUAUGUGCAGUUUUUGAAAGCUUCAUAUAUAACAAUGUUUGGCUGAACUCUUUAGUUUAUUUAAUAAUAAAGAAAAUUUUCAAUAUUUGGCUCUAACUCUUGUUGGAGGCAAGACUAUUGAGGCCUUAUAGUAUUUUGCAGGAUUGAGUACUAUAAUGUUAGUUCUUGCCUAGGAAAACCUCCGCUGUGGGCAGGGAAAAGCAGGUCAGUCAUCACGUUAUAUCCUACUGGCUGGUCACAUAUGGGAAAUUUACCUGGUAUUACUGAUAUAAAGAAUUGUAUUAUUCAUGGAACAGAAGUGACAAGGCAGACUGCAUGACAAUAGGGACAGGUGUGUAAGUGUGGGGUAUGAGUACAAAGUUGUAAAUUGGACUGUCAAUUUACCAUGUGUUAGGUCCCAUGCUGCAAUUUCUUACCUAUGUCCUUUUAGUCCAUGGAAAAAGCAGAUGAUCACUGAUUACCUUUCAACUCACAUCAGGUAAGACAAUCCCCAUGGACUGGUUGCAUAACAAUUCAUGUAUUUUAAUUAUUAAUACAUAUAUAAUAUUUAUUAGUCAUUAUACUUUUGUUACUGUAGAAAUCUAGUUGCCCAAGAUAAUGAUAUCUAUUCUACCAAGACAGGCAAAAAUUUAGAGAGCAUUAGGUUCCCUUCCUUUCUUUUCCCUAUAGCUUAGUACCAAUAUAGCAGGUCCUGCUAUGCUGCAUGGAGUAGUUGCCGCCACAAGGCUGUCCCAUCCAGCCUUUUUUCACUAUAUCCCAUUAUGAUCAGAGGUAUACUAUAGAAAUAUUUUACAAAUAUAAGUAGGAAAAUAUUUUAGAUACAGAUACAGUUUAAGCUCUGAAUAUGUUGAUAUACCCUUUCACGGUGACACAGCUCCAAUAAGGUAUUAAAUAUUUGUCUGUGUUUGAGUACUAGAGCUGCUGUUCACUGAAGUAAGACUGAGUUAUGCCUCAGGUUAAGCAUGUAAACAGUCAGCUGAUACAGGGCUAAUAGAAAAAACAAUUCUGAUUGAGAAUGUAAUUGUUUUUAUAGAUAUAUGCCGUGAUGUUUUUUGAGAAUUAGUACAUUCAGGUAAAUAUAUGUAAUUUAGAAUGUGUAUUUAAAUACUAUAUAUUUUUUUGACUGAGAACCCAAAUUAAUUCAUGCAUAGACAAUACCUGCUUGUUAGACAUAUUAUUUUAUUGUUAGUUAUUUAUAAUGUGUAGAAUGUUGAUUUUUUUUAUUUUUUUUUUUUUUAAUUCCUGUGUCAUUUGCAAGAAAUAGAUCAGGAAUUAUU
Calidris pugnax (ruff) is the source of this 2973-nucleotide messenger RNA. It is a transcript of the gene ODF2L, whose product is annotated as outer dense fiber of sperm tails 2-like. The transcript has 15 exons. Gene Ontology annotation, cellular component: ciliary basal body; centrosome. The record is from RefSeq and is a predicted model, not a curated record. NCBI's taxonomy places the organism in Eukaryota, Metazoa, Chordata, Aves, Charadriiformes, Scolopacidae. The coding region runs from base 51 to 1742 and encodes 563 amino acids. Gene Ontology annotation, biological process: negative regulation of cilium assembly.